AUGUGGGGUAAUGUGCAUUCCUUACAGGUAGUUUUCUUGCUGGUUGAUGCUCUUCGUUACGAUUUCUUAGUGCCACUGGAAGAGAAUGCUCCGAAGUCAUUUUUCCGCGGUCAGAUGCCAGGUGUGGCAAAACUUAUAGAACGUGGAGCUGAGAUAGGCCUUCUGCUUGCUGAUCCACCGACGACAACUCUUCAGAGAAUAAAGGCUCUUUCUACAGGAACGCUCCCUACAUUCAUAGACGCCGGUGACAACUUCGCUCCUAGUUCUAACAUCAAUGAAGAUAACAUAUUCUUUCAAGCGCGGAGCAGAAAUCUCAACGUGACCUUCAUGGGAGAUAAUACAUGGUGA
Cooperia oncophora is the source of this 348-nucleotide messenger RNA. The record is from the annotation of a GenBank genome assembly. NCBI's taxonomy places the organism in Eukaryota, Metazoa, Nematoda, Chromadorea, Rhabditida, Trichostrongylidae.